UACCGCCACCUGCUGGUCACACGCGGUCACCUCGCUCCCCCCUGCGUGCAUUAGCGCUGUUGAAGAUGGCGACUCGAGUCCUUCAGAGAGUCAGCAGAGGCUUGGAUCGGGCUAACAGCAGGGCCCCUUGGCCAGGACACGGCGCCGCUUUGAGCAGGGGAUUUGUGGUAUCCAGCAGCAGAAACAGAGAGGACAGCUGGUUUAAGUCUGUAUUUGUGAGGAAAGUCGACCCCAGGAAAGAUGCACACUCUAACUUGCUGACCAAAAACGAGGAAAGCAACCUGUACAAAAUUCAGUUUCAUAAUGUCAAGCCGGAGUGCCUGGAUUCAUACAACAAACUGUGUGAGGAUGUUUUACCAAGCAUCCAUGCUGAUAAGUACUACCCCUGUGAGCUGGUGGGAACCUGGAAUACCUGGUAUGGAGAGCAAGACCAGGCUGUUCAUUUGUGGCGGUAUAGAGGCGGCUACCCAGCUCUCACUGAGGUGAUGAACAAACUCAGGCAGAACAAGGAGUUCAUGGAGUACAGGAAUGAGCGGGGUAAGAUGCUGCUGUCGCGCAGGAACCAGCUGCUUUUGGAGUUCAGCUUCUGGAACGAGCCGGUUCCCAGAGAGGGACCGAACAUCUACGAGCUCAGGUCCUACCAGCUCAGGCCAGGAACGAUGAUCGAGUGGGGUAAUUACUGGGCGAGGGCCAUUGGCUACCGUCAGCACAACAGAGAAGCUGUGGGAGGAUUUUUCUCACAGAUCGGCAACCUCUACAUGGUGCAUCACCUCUGGGCUUACAAAGACCUCCAGUCCCGAGAAGACACAAGGAAUGCUGCCUGGCAGCAUGACGGCUGGGACGAAGUGGUGUACUACACAGUUCCUCUUAUUCAGCAUAUGGAUUCCAGAAUCAUGAUCCCGAUGAAGGCUUCCCCGCUGCAGUGAAGUGAGAAGCCAAGUGGAAGCUGAAAUCAAAUGGCACCCGUUCAAAUAUUACGUCCAUCCAAAACACCACUGCCAUGGUUUCAACCUCCGCUGCGUUGCCAACCAAAACUCCGUCUCUUAUUUUUUUAUUUUUACUUAAUUACUCCAAACCCUACCACUAAGAAAUAGAGCAAAGACACACAGCCCGCCAUGUUUCUAUCAUUCUGAUAAGGAAAAGGAACUAAUUACCUGUGACAACGCACAAACCUUUUCUUGGUCUGGGGUAAGAUGAUCAGAUUUGGCCGAUUCAGACCUCCUGACAGUCGUUUGGUAAAGACCUUAUGUCCAACAUGCUGUGCCACAUUAUGAAUGGUCAAGCGCUCAGCUCUAAUUUUAGAAGCUACCAAAGUGUCACUUAGAAAGAAGAGCCACUGUUUGGUGUAUAAAUGCAUUUGGAGAGCAAUGAAAGAUAUGACAUAUAUAGUACUACUUAAGCUCACUGUACAAUGCAGGGGCUGUUUAUUUAUUUAAUGUAAAUAUAGAUUAAAUUUAUUACAUCAUCUAUCAUAGUGUACUCCUAAUUGGCACUUUCUGUAAGAUUUGAUGAAAGCAGUGCCCUUGCUUUAAUCAAGUGUGUGAGAGAAGCCUCAAUAUAUCCUCUUGAUGAAAUACUGUAUGUGUAAGGUUGACAGUGUUUGUCACAGCACGGUGCUGAAGAUGAUUAAGUAUGACGUGUUGUCAAAUCAAAGCCUCAAAAUUGCAUUGAGGUCUAUUAUAAAACCAAACAUAUAUAUUUUUUUCUUUUUUCUUUGCCAAGUACCAAUAUCUGUUGCAUUUGUGCACAUUCUUAUUUAGGUGUCCCUGUUAUGAUAUGCAAUAAGCUUGAUGUUUUAUGGUGCUGUGUUAGUGACUAUGGCUUUUAUUUUCCUGUGAAGACUGCAUGCCUGGUUUUUAGGAACAGUUUUUAAAUCUAACAUGCUUUAGUGUGGCGUAUCAAUCAGCUACACUAAAGUGUGUUAGCAGUGUCAUCUGUCAAUGAUUGAGUGAAGCUGUAAGUGGGUACUUAUGCUCCUGCCUGUUGUAUUUCCAGAGUUUUCACUGUUAAAACCAGUGUUUAUUGUUUUCCUCCCCGUUUUUCUCAAUUUGUGGGGAACAAUGCACAGGGAACAGCAAGAAUGCCAUGACAAAUUAAAGGAGUUCAAAGUA
Molecule: messenger RNA, 2111 nt
Organism: Myripristis murdjan (pinecone soldierfish)
Lineage: Eukaryota; Metazoa; Chordata; Actinopteri; Holocentriformes; Holocentridae
Product: protein NipSnap homolog 2-like
Exons: 10
Coding region: 66-926 (286 amino acids)
Cellular component (GO): mitochondrion
Source: RefSeq, a predicted model, not a curated record